Messenger RNA from Tribolium madens (black flour beetle), 4003 nucleotides. Its product is annotated as proton-coupled amino acid transporter-like protein pathetic. The coding region runs from base 122 to 1513 and encodes 463 amino acids. Gene Ontology annotation, biological process: amino acid transmembrane transport. The transcript has 7 exons. Gene Ontology annotation, cellular component: vacuolar membrane. The record is from RefSeq and is a predicted model, not a curated record. NCBI's taxonomy places the organism in Eukaryota, Metazoa, Arthropoda, Insecta, Coleoptera, Tenebrionidae. Gene Ontology annotation, molecular function: amino acid transmembrane transporter activity.
UUAUCAUGACAGGAUUUCUGGGGCCAGUAGUGAUUAAAAUACUAAAUCCAAUAGGUGCACAAGCAUUCACUCUUGAAAUUUUAUUUAAAUUUGAUGAUUUAAUUAUAAUUUUAAUAAAACUAUGAAAAAAAAGCUUUCGUCAACUUACACGGUCACCAAUUUUAGUUCAACAACGAAACUUGCCGAUAAUGUAUCUCAAGUCCCAGUCGGUAGUAUUGAAACAAUCUGUGACAAAGUUUACAAUCCCUAUGAGCACAGAAAUUUGCAACAUCCCAACACAUUUUCCGGAGCGUUGAUGCACUUAUUGAAGAGUUCUUUAGGUACAGGAAUUCUAGCCAUACCAAGUGCUGUGGCGGCUGCUGGAAUUGUUGUUGGUGUUGUUGGAACUGUCCUAACCGGAAUUUUGUGUACUCACACUAUUCAUUUACUGAUUUACGCCUCACAAGAAAUAUGCAAGAAAGCCAAAGUACCAAUGUUAGGAUUUGGCGAAACAGCUCAUGCUGUAUUCAAACACGGCCCAAAAGGCGUCCAACCUUUUGCAAACUUCGCCAAAAAUUUUGUAGACAUUUCUCUCCUCUUGACCUACUGUGCAGGAAAUGCAGUUUACGUAGUUUUUAUUACUGGAAACAUCCAAGACGUUGUGAACUACCACCAAGAAUUUGUUGCUGAUUGGCCACUACAAUAUUACAUUCUUAUGCUUUUGGUGCCUUUAGUAAUAUGUUGCCAAAUCAGGCAAUUGAAACAAUUGGUACCAUUUUCUAUAAUUGCGAAUGUUACAAUGGUUACAGCUUUUUUAAUCACUCUUUAUUACAUGUUUUCGGGGAUUGGCGAAGUUAAGAUUGAAGACCGAAAACUCUUCAACGAUAUUUCUCUAUUUCCACUUUUCUUCAGUACCGUGUUAUUUGCCAUGGAGGGAAUUGGAACAAUGCUACCAAUUGAAAAUUCACUAUCCAAACCACAAUUCAUUGGAUGUCCUGGUAUUUUAAACAUUGCAAUGAGUUGUGUGGUUACUCUUUAUACUGUUAUUGGUCUCUUCGGUUACCUCAGAUUUGGUGAUAAAGUUAACGCAAAUGUCAUCGAAGAAUUACCAAACACAGACAUCGCAGCACAGGUAGCCAAGAUGUGUGUAGCCACCGCUGUUUUUUUCACAUUUAUGUUGCAAUUUUAUGUCCCUUGUGAAAUAACAUGGAGGAAACUAUCACCAAAAAUCCCAAAAAACUACCACAAUAUUUCACAAAUUGUUAUGAGAACACUGUUGGUGGUUUUUAUAACGGCAUUAGCUGCAGCUGUUCCAAAAUUGGACGCUAUUAUCGGAUUAGUAGGAUCAAUAUGUUUUUCAACUCUUGGACUUUUUAUACCAGCCGUUAUUGACAUUAUUUUAAAUUUGGGAGAAAAUGCUGAUUUUGGUUUCAUGAAGUGGAGAUUAUUAAAAAAUAUUUUUAUUGUUAUCUUGUCAUGGUUUGCACUUGUCUCAGGUAGUUACUAUGCUAUUAAAGGAUUAAUUGAAGAUUGAAAGAACAAAAGAAAGCAUAUUUAACUUUAAACGUUGGUUAAGCAAAUACAAAUAUGACAUAUUUCUUACGAAAAAUUUUGAAAGAAAAUUAUUAAAAAGUUUGUACAUUUUAUCAUUACUUUUAAUGGAAUUAUGUCAAUUAAAAUUUAAUUUUGUUGAUGUGUAUAAAUUAUAUGUUGUAUAUUUUGCAAUCAUAUUUUCCACUUAAUUUAAUCCAAUAUUAGUUUUAUCUUUAAAAUAAUUUUAUAAAUUAAAAUCAAACUGCACAAAAACAAUAACGUAAAUAAAAUUAAAAUAAAAAAUAAAACCAGCGCAUCCACCAAAGUUGUAGUUUUAUACUCUACAAAAAUUGCUGUAAGACACCAAUAAAAAUACAAAAUAUUAAAAAAAUACCACCUUGUUGAGUUAAAUAAUUUUAUUUGCAAUUACUUGUGCUCCAACUAAUUUAAUUAAUAAGUGAUUAAAUUUUCAGCAUAGAUGUGUAGAUUACAAAUUCUACUUAUUAUUUUGUAAAGUUUUCACAUGCUUUGGAAAUAUAACACUAAACUGACUUCUUUUUAUAAAACCAUCAUUUACAUUUCUGUUUAUUGUUUGCGGAAAUAAGUUUACGUUAGUUUUGUCCUUUGAAAUGCGUGCAGAAUAUCUACGACUAGUUUUUGUCUUCGUUGUUUCAAAUCCAGAAACAAUAUUCCAAUCACGAUAUACCAUUAAAAUUAAUGAACAAAUCAUUAAUAAUAUUCCUAAUGUAAGUAUUAAAUUUUUUACAACAUGCAACAGAUUGAUAACAUAAAACAUAUUUUUGAGAAAUGUAAUUAUUCUUUCGUCGGUUUCUUGAACCUAAAAGCUAAUUAUUUAAAUUGUAAAUAAAGAAUAAAAAAACGUCAAUUAACUUUUUCUGUCCACAAAAUAGGAAAUAUACCUUCUCUCAUGUUUGUUGUACCUAAAUGUUUACUUUGUUUUAUUGGGACAUUAAACUGGAAUCUAAUGGCAUAAUUUAGAAUUAUUCCACUCCGCUGAAACAUAUCUCUUAGCCUUAGUAGUCUGCUAAUAAAACACAAAAUUCAAAUUUACUAUUCCAAGUGCAAUAAAAGAAUCAUGUAUUUUUUUCUUCGGUGCUAAUCCUUUAACAUAAUUUAGAAGCACAUCGUCACCAAGAUAAAAAUGCGGGUGAGACAAAAUAAUAUCCAUGUUUUUACAAUUGCUUAAAUUCAUGGUUCCUUUAAUGUUGCAAGACAAGGAACCUUUCUUUUUUCCAGAAGAUUUACAAAAACAAGAAUUUUUUUUAGAUGAAUCAAAAGUCUCUUGAUCCAUUACAUAAAUGGAAACUGGUACAUCAUAAAUUUUGCUAUAACCGUCAAAUGGGAAAGCUAUGGACCUACAAAAUUCACUGAAAAAUGUGUAAAUACUUCGUUUGGUUGAAUAUGUUGAAGGCGGAAAUAUAAUUAAGUUUGAUCCUUCAAUCUUAUUGCAUUUAGAUUUUAAACGCCAAUUAUUUAAAAAUUUUCGUCCUUGAUACGUUAGUAUGUGUCCUCUCUCAGAAUUGUUGUUUCGUAUAAGAAUUUUAAAAGGUCCAUUUUCAGUUUUAUUAAUCUUUAAGACGUACAUUUGAUAAUAUUAUGUUUUAUUUAAUAAGUCUGUACUUACAUGAUUAAAUAUUGAAUAUUUUAAAUCGUUACCAAAUUCUCUCAGAAAUUCCAUUUGCUCAGUUUUUAAAUACAAACAUACCAGACCUAACACAACAUUAACUUGUUUUUACUGUUAGAAACAAUUGCCAUUGUUACAAACCAGACUCGUUUAAACAGUUUAUAACAAUACCAUCAAACAAAAUAUCACGAACCCUUGCUUGGAUAAAUAAAUCAUAUUCGUCCAAAAAAUUCUCAAAUACAGCGUUAAUUUUACCAUCAGUCUGGUGUUUAACUUGAUCUUCAAUAUUAUUUCCUAUUGUCUGCAAAAACUACAAUUACGUAUUUAAUUACACAAAAAGAUUUCUUUCUACGAUCAAAGCACUAUUUAUAACGGUAAUAAAAUCAUCUUCUGUGCGCCCUCCACUUUCUUCUGCAUUGAAAAAUAAUUGAGUUCUUUCAAGGAAAUCAAACGUGUCUGAAUUUUCUGUGUAGUUAAUAACUGUUCUAAAUUUUAGCUCACUUAAAUAAAGUAGUAAGAAAAUUUUUAUAGUGUAACAGUAAUUUACUUGUAAACAUAAGGACCAACUUCUCUCAAAACGGGUUUUUCUCCGUUUUUUAUUUCCUCACUGUUUGUAACAUCAAAAAAGUAAAUUUUGAUUUUAGUUUUUACAGUUGGAUUUAAAAAUUCAUUAAAUAAAAAUGAUCCGUUUUUGUAAACCGCCUGAAAAUUAUUUGUUACAAUAUUUUAGCACAGGUGUGGAUUAUACUUGUAAAAAAUAAGAAUUUUCUAUUAUGGGAAUUACAUAUAGUGAAGAUAUAACACCCAAAAAUAAUAUGAAACAACCAAAAAUGCCAACAGUGGGAG